AUGGAUUCCAUACAAAACGCAGAUAAUGAUUCAUCAAAACAAAAAAAAACAGAGUGCUCUUCUUUUUUCUGGGGCGAUGAUGAAAAGGAAUGCGAAAAACCCAAACCCAAAAAAAGGCGCCGAUCGCGUAAAAAACGUAAAAAAUCAAAAAAAUCAAAAAAAAGAAAACGUAGAAAAAGAAAACCAAAGCCGGAAUGUGAUUGCCAACUAAAACAAAAAAAACUCAAGAAAAGACUACAAUUGUUAAGACAGCUUCAAAAUCAAAAAUCCAAAUCUAAAAGCAAAUCGUCGAGUCAGCGUAAAAGACAAAAAUCCAAAUCAAAAAGCAAAAGCAAAUCGUCCAGACAGCGUAAAAGGCAAAAAUCCAAAUCCAAAAGCAGAUCGUCGAGACCGCGUAAAAGGCUGAAAUCCAAAUCCAAAAGCAAAUCCUCGAGACCGCGUAAAAGCCUAAAAUCCAAAUCCAAAAGCAAAUCUUCGAGACCGCGUAAAAGCCAAAAAUCCAAAUCCGGAAGCAAAUCGUUAAGACAGCGUCAAAUCCAAAAAUCCAAAUCCAAAGGCAAAUCGUCAGGUCAGUGUAAAAGCCAAAACUCUAAAUCCAAAAGCAAAUCGUCGAGAGAUCCUAGCAAAAAAUCCAAAUCCGAAAGCAAAUCCAAAUCCAAAUCCAAAUCCGACAGCAAAUCGUCAGGAGAGUGUAAAAGCGAAAAAUCCAAAUCCAAAAGCAAAUCGUCGAGGGAUCCUAAAAGCCAAAAAUCCGAAUCCAAAGGCAAAUCGUCGAGAGAGCGUAAAAGCGAAAAAUCCAAAUCCAAAAGCAAAUCGUCGAGAGAGGGUAAAGGCCAAAAAUCUAAAUCCAACGGCAAAUCGUCAGGAGAGUGUAAAAGCCAAAAAUCCAAAUCCAAAAGCAAAUCGUCAAAAUCCAAAUCCAAUGGCAAACCCAAACUAAAAACAAAUAAACGCGGAAAGUCAGGAAAGUGUAAAUCCAAAAAAUCUAAAUCAAAAUCCAAAAGUAAACCAAAACUAAAAACAAAAAAACCUAUAAAAGGAAGCAAAUCGUCAAAAAGUCAAAAUGGUAAUAAAAAUUCAAAAAGCUCGCAAAAAAAAGGAAACUGCAAGGAAGGGCGAUCUAACGGAAAAUCUGGCAAGAUGAAGGUUAAUCAAGCAACUAGUGUUUUUAUGGGACCCUCAUCAAAAUUUUUAAAGUUAUGUGAAAAAAAGCAUGUCAAUUGGAGCAAGGAUAAGAUUUAUUAUGAAGCUCAUCGACUAUGGGCCAAAAUGUUUAAUAAAGUCAAACUUCGGUUUCUUAAUCAAUCGUAA
Molecule: messenger RNA, 1311 nt
Organism: Brassicogethes aeneus
Lineage: Eukaryota; Metazoa; Arthropoda; Insecta; Coleoptera; Nitidulidae
Source: the annotation of a GenBank genome assembly